AUGAACAACUCGCUGCCGCUCUGUCUCUCGUAUUUGACCCAUGCCAAGACUUUAACAUCUAUCAAGCAAGUCCACGCCAAUUUACUCAAGACUGGCUUUCACGCCGAUCGUUUGGUCGCCGGGAGGUUACUCCUUCACUGUGCCACGGCUCUCUCCGACUCUCUCGACUACGCUUGCUCACUCCUGCGCCACGCUCCGGACCCUGAUGUAUUCAUGUGCAAUGCCGUUAUUCGAGGGCUAGCGGAAUCGGAAAAUCCCGGGAAAGCCAUCUCUGCAUUUGUGGAGACGCGGAGGGAUUUCGGGUUGCCUCCGGAUAGCUAUUCGUUUGCGUUUGCUCUUAAAGCCGCUGCGAAUUUGAGGUCUUUCAGAGUCGGAACUCAGUUGCAUUGCCAAGCUUUGAGCCAUGGUUUUGAUAGCCAUCUCUACGUCGGGACUACUUUGAUAAGUAUGUACGGGGAAUGCCGGUGUGUUGGUUUAGCAAGGAAGGUGUUCGAUGAAAUGCGUGAACCAAAUGUUGUCGCGUGGAAUGCUGUGCUCACUGCGUGUUUGAGGGGAGAAGAUGUGAAGGGCGCGACAGAUUUGUUUGAUUUGAUGCCGUUCAAGAACUUGACAUCCUGGAACGUGAUGCUUGCGGGUUGCAUGAAGUCAGGGGAAGUAGAGCUAGCGAGAAAGGCUUUUUCUGAAAUGCCGAUGAAGGAUGGUGUCUCGUGGAGCACCAUGAUUGUUGGGUUCUCUCAGAAGGGCUAUUUUGAUGAGGCUUUUGGGCAUUUCAGGGAGUUGAGGAGAGUUGGGAUGACACUGAAUGAGGUGAGCUUGACUGGGGUGCUCUCAGCUUGUGCACAAGCAGGAGCCUUUGAGUUUGGAAAAAUCCUCCACGGAUUUCUUGAGAGAGCUGGCUUCCUUUGGAUGGUUUCUGUUAACAAUGCCUUACUGGAUACUUAUGCCAAGUGUGGCGACAUAGCAAUGGCUGGGCUAGUCUUUGAACGAAUGCCUCAGAAAAGAACCAUAGUUUCUUGGACCUCAUUGCUGGCAGGACUAGCAAUGCACGGUCAUGGAGAUGAAGCAAUUCAGCUCUUUCAUGAAAUGGCAUCAACUGGAGUAAUGCCUGAUGGAAUCAUCUUUAUUUCUCUUUUAUAUGCUUGUAGUCACACUGGAUUAGUUAAAGAAGGAUGUACCUACUUUGAUGAGAUGAGGAAUGUCUACAAUAUUGAACCAUCUAUUGAACAUUAUGGUUGUAUGGUUGAUCUAUAUGGUCGAGCUGGUCAGCUGCGGAAGGCAUAUGAAUUCGCAUGUCAGAUGCCGAUUCCAGCCAAUGCAAUUAUUUGGCGGACUCUUCUCGGUGCUUGCAGUUUUUAUGGGAAUAUUGAGUUGGCAGAGAAAGUGAAGCUAAAGCUUUCUGAACUAGAUCCCUACAACUCCGGUGACCAUAUUCUACUUUCAAAUGUUUAUGCAGUUGCAGAGAAGUGGAAAGAUGUUGCGGCUGUGCGACGAUCAAUGAAUGAUCUGAAAAUCCAGAAAACUCCUGGGUGGAGUAUGAUUGAGGUAGAUAAGGUCAUGUAUACUUUCUUGGCUGGUGUAAAGCAAGAUGAUAAGAUUGUAGUAGAGGCUUAUGAGAAACUGAAGGAGAUAAUGCUGAGGCUACGGUUGGAAGGAGGGUAUGCUCCUGAAGUUGGUAAAGUCCUUUAUGACAUAGAAGAAGAGGAAAAAGAAGACUCCAUAUCCAGUCACAGUGAAAAGCUUGCUGUAGCCUUUGGGAUUGGAAGAUUGUGCAAGGGAAAGAAGAUAAGAGUUGUCAAGAAUUUGAGGAUUUGCAGGGACUGUCAUGUCAUGAUGAAGUUGAUUUCUGAUGUUUAUAAUGUUGAGAUUGUUGUAAGAGAUAGAAGCCGUUUUCACUCUUUCAAGGAUGGGUUUUGUUCGUGCAGAGACUACUGGUGA
Linum tenue is the source of this 1935-nucleotide messenger RNA. The record is from the annotation of a GenBank genome assembly. NCBI's taxonomy places the organism in Eukaryota, Viridiplantae, Streptophyta, Magnoliopsida, Malpighiales, Linaceae.